AUGCGAGGCUUUGCUUCCUUCUCUGUUUGGUGGACCGCCAUGUCCCAAGAGUUCAAAGCAGAUCAGGAGUUAUUAAAUCUUAUUGCUGUGAUUUGCUGGAAUGUGUGGAAAGCUAGAAAUUGGGCUACUUUCGAGCAUACCAACCCCAACCCGAUAGCUCUGUCAAAGAAGAUUAUGCACUUCUUCUCAGAAAUGUGUCAUGUCUUAGAAAUGAGCCUUUCCCAACAGGUUUUUGCCACUCAUCCUCAUCAUCAAAUGAUUUGGACUCCUCCGCCUAGUGGCUUUCUCAAAUUCAACUAUGAUGCAGCGUGCAAUGAAGCUAAUUCAAUGGCAUCAGCGGCAAUUAUUGUGAGAAACUUUAAUAGUCAUCUUGUAGAUGGGAGUGCGAUGAAUUUCCAUUGUUCCUCCCCUCUUGCAGGUGAAGCAACUGUUCUGUUGAAAGCUUUAAAUGUAGCUAAUUCUAUGGGAGCUCAGUCAGUGAUCAUUGAAACUGAUUCAUUAAUUCUAUAUGAGAUGGUUGUAAGCUCUCAAAAGCAUCAAAGAUGGGAGAUUAGAGCUUCCCUUAGUGCUAUCAAGGCGCUAAUGCCUUUGUUCCAGUAUUUGUCCUUCUCCUUUGUCAACUGGAAGGCAAAUAGAGCAACAAAUUGUUUAUCAAAGCUUAGCGUUAAAGCCAUUCUUCCUUGUAACUGGAUAAUGGUGCUUCCUCAGGAGCUCAAAAACUGGUUGUCUUUGGAUGCCUCUUUUGCUGUUUGA
Molecule: messenger RNA, 753 nt
Organism: Hevea brasiliensis (rubber tree)
Lineage: Eukaryota; Viridiplantae; Streptophyta; Magnoliopsida; Malpighiales; Euphorbiaceae
Exons: 1
Coding region: 1-753 (250 amino acids)
Molecular function (GO): nucleic acid binding; RNA-DNA hybrid ribonuclease activity
Source: RefSeq, a predicted model, not a curated record